Messenger RNA from Cucurbita pepo subsp. pepo (vegetable marrow), 1223 nucleotides. Its product is annotated as galactinol synthase 2. NCBI's taxonomy places the organism in Eukaryota, Viridiplantae, Streptophyta, Magnoliopsida, Cucurbitales, Cucurbitaceae. Gene Ontology annotation, molecular function: glycosyltransferase activity. The record is from RefSeq and is a predicted model, not a curated record.
CCCUCCCCAUCCCUCCUCAACUCAACCUUCAACCACCAACCAACGCCUCGAAAGCUUCCCUCUAACUCCUCCGUCCCUCCCUCGACAUGUCUCCCGCAGCUGCCCCUGAUAGCCCCAUCGAGUCGUCCGAUGCCCCGAAGAGGGCAUACGUGACGUUCCUAGCUGGUAAUGGUGACUAUUGGAAAGGUGUGGUAGGUUUGGCAAAGGGCCUUAGAAAGGCCAAAGCCAUCUACCCUCUUAUUGUAGCUGUCCUCCCUGAUGUUCCCGAAGACCAUCGUCAAAUCCUCGAGAAUCAGGGUUGUAUCGUUCGUGAGAUUGAACCUGUUUACCCUCCGGAAAACCAAACCCAGUUCGCUAUGGCUUAUUACGUUAUCAACUACUCUAAGCUCAGGAUCUGGGAGUUCGUGGAGUACGAGAAGCUCAUUUAUUUGGACGGGGACAUCCAAGUGUUCGAAAACAUCGACCAUCUGUUCGACAUGCCGAAUGGAUACUUCUACGCCGUGAUGGAUUGCUUUUGUGAGAAGACAUGGAGUAACUCUCCACAAUACAAGAUAGGGUAUUGCCAGCAAUGCCCUGAUAGAGUGAAAUGGCCUGUGGAGGAAAUGGGAAACCCUCCACCUCUUUACUUCAACGCUGGGUUCUUUGUGUAUGAGCCUGAUCUCUUCACCUACAAGGAUCUUCUUGAGACUUGUAAGGCCACAACUCCGACUUUGUUCGCCGAGCAGGACUUCUUGAACAUGUACUUCAACGACAUAUACAAGCCCAUUCCACCAAUUUACAAUCUCGUCCUAGCCAUGUUAUGGCGUCAUCCCGAGAACGUCGACGUUGACAAAGUCAAAGUCGUCCACUACUGUGCUGCAGGAUCGAAACCGUGGAGGUACACGGGAGAAGAAGAGAACAUGGAUCGAGAGGACAUCAAAAUGUUGGUGAAGAAAUGGUGGGAGGUGUAUGAAGAUGAGUCAUUGGACUACCAAAAUGUCAUCAAAUCUCAGACCAAACAGGACACUAAGCUCACACCUUUGAUGUCUGUCCUGUCUGAACCUGAAGUAGUGAGCCAUAUCACAGCCCCUUCAGCUGCUUAAAUUAAUUAUUAAUUAUAAGCUCUUAAGUGUGUGUGUGUGCGCGCUUAAUUAAGCUUUUAUGUACGGUACCUCUGGUGGGGGCCACCACGUUGACUUUUCAAAUUUUAUGAAUAAGGCUGUUUUUAGCUGCCUUUCCUUUUU